Acromyrmex echinatior (Panamanian leafcutter ant) is the source of this 662-nucleotide messenger RNA. RefSeq lists its product as uncharacterized. NCBI's taxonomy places the organism in Eukaryota, Metazoa, Arthropoda, Insecta, Hymenoptera, Formicidae. The record is from RefSeq and is a predicted model, not a curated record.
AACACGCUUUCAAAAUGAGUUCGAGCGAUGAGGAAACUGACAUGGAAUUUUCGUUUAUUAGAGAGAACAGCAUAAGUCAGCAGGAGAAAGUGAAGGCAUUCUGGAAGUUUCUGGAUGCUCAGAAUUGUUUGCAACCGCAAAAAGGAAUAUUGGAGCGUAAAUCGCCAUCGAAAACGGAAUCGUCGGUAUCAAGCGUGGAGGAACUUAUGAAGGAGAAGAAUAUUUGGCGCAAAGGAUUACAAGUCUUCCAACAACUCGGUCUAGAUAAAACCGCUCUCGCAGCUGGUUACAGAUGUGGACUCUGCAGUUUUGUUCAUAAAACAAAAUUCCAAUGCGAAGAUCUGGCCGACACGGUGACACAGCCAUAUGAAGAAUUGAACGCUGACAUAAAAGCCUUCGAGCAGCGUCAGAAAAACCGCGACUUGAUCCUUACUCAGCGCGAAGUGUUUUGUGCUGUCGACAAAUCAAAUUGCAACUCCAGUGGUAGCGCACAUCCCGAGAGGUACCGCGGUGGUGUAUCGGAUUUCCUUAGUCCAGGAGGUCGACGUUGUUUUGAGCAAGGUGCGCCGCCACGGGAGCUAUCCAUGAAUGGACCGGCGGAUUCUGAAUCCUUACGCGACAUCUGGUCUCCUGGGCCGACGACAUCGUCUUCUUAUUGUUAG